Messenger RNA from Trichoderma gamsii, 441 nucleotides. RefSeq lists its product as hypothetical. The transcript has a single exon. Lineage: Eukaryota; Fungi; Ascomycota; Sordariomycetes; Hypocreales; Hypocreaceae. Bases 1 to 441 code for a protein of 146 amino acids. The record is from RefSeq and is a predicted model, not a curated record.
AUGCGGUCAUUGCUUACCGUCCUCCUCUUAUUUCUCGCCGCGCCCAGCCUCGCCGCUCCGUACCGCGGCCAACCCACCGUCCCAUUAAUCAUCCCUGGGGGACACCUGCAAGAUAUUGAACAAGCUACUGCUAUUACGACGAGCGCGGUCCCAACAGAGAUCCCAACUGCUGUUGUCGUGCCUCUCCCGGGCUUCAACCAAAUCGCGCAAAACAAGACGCAGCAGGCCGCAGCUACUGGUACUGCCUACAAGAGUCCCGACAGCAAUGCUGCCUUUGGAGGCACGUGCGUGCAGGUAACACUCGGCGGCCACGGGAAGAUUGGCAUGACGACGCUGGAGGGGCGAUGUGUUGAUGAUGCGGGCAUGUGGUGGGACACGAGCCUGGAUUUGAACUCGUGUAUUGGGAAUGCGGGGGGGCAUUUGGUGUAUGAGACACAGUAA